Molecule: messenger RNA, 1506 nt
Organism: Tilletiopsis washingtonensis
Lineage: Eukaryota; Fungi; Basidiomycota; Exobasidiomycetes; Entylomatales
Product: ornithine decarboxylase
Exons: 2
Coding region: 1-1506 (501 amino acids)
Cellular component (GO): cytoplasm
Molecular function (GO): ornithine decarboxylase activity
Source: RefSeq, a predicted model, not a curated record
AUGCUGCCCAUCUCCCGCCCCGCCACGCCGCCGCUCGACGGGCCAGUGUUCGGCAAGGCUGCCGCCGCGGCCGCGGCCGCCUCGACGUCGGCCAUUGCGCCGCCGCCGCCCAGCACGCCCAUCUACGCCGGCAGCAUCGAGAGCCAGCUGCGCGCCGUGCUGCAGAGCAUCGACGUCGACAGCUGCGAGGCCAACGGCGAGAAUGCCUUCUUCGUCGCCGACCUGGCCGAGGUGUAUCGGCAGCAUGUGCGCUGGAUGCGCGAGCUGCCGCGCGUCGUGCCGUUCUACGCGGUCAAGUGCAACCCGGACCCGUAUGUGCUGCGCCUACUCGCCGCCCUCGGCUCCGGCUUCGACUGUGCCUCCAACGGCGAGAUCCAAAGCGUGCUCGACCUUGGCGUGUCGCCCACGCGCAUCAUCUACGCCAACCCGUGCAAGGCCUCUUCGUUUGUGCGCACCGCCGCUGCUCAGGGCGUCGGCAUGGCGACGUUUGACAACGCCGACGAGCUGACCAAGAUGGCGCGCUUCCAUCCGCGCUGCAAGCUCGUCGUGCGCAUCCUCACCGACGACUCCAAGAGUGCCUGCCAGCUGGGCCUGAAGUUUGGCGCGCCCCUCGACAGCGUGCCGCGGCUGCUUGCGCGGGCCAAGGAGCUCUGCCUCGACGUCGUCGGCGUCAGCUUCCACGUCGGCUCGGGCUGCUACGACCCCGACUCGUUCCGCGAUGCCGUGCUGCGCGCUCGCCGAGCAUUCGACAUGGGCCGCGAGGCCGGCUUCGAGUUUGAUCUGCUCGACGUGGGCGGCGGCUAUGCGCACGACAACUUUGAGAGCAUCGCCGCGGUGCUGCGCCCCGCCAUCGAUGCGUACUUUCCCGAUGCCGAGUUUGCGCCGGGAGGCUCGGCCGUGCAGCACAGCCCGCACGGCCUGCGCAUCAUCGCCGAGCCGGGCCGGUACUACGUGCAAAAGGCCUUUGUGCUCGCUGCCAACAUCAUCGCCCGGCGCGACGGGCGCAAGGACGAUGCCGAGGGUGUGGUGGAGCACUCGACUGCCGCGCCGGCGCUGCCGAGCGCCGAGGACAAGCCCGAGGUCAUGUACUAUCAAAACGACGGCAUGUACGGCGCGUUCAACUGCAUUCUCUUCGACCAUCAAUCGGUGCAUCCCAAGGUGCUGACGCUGGGGCACGACUUUCUCUACGAGCCCUCGCUGCCCGCUCCCGGCGUGCGAGCUGCGGCGCCCAGCGCCUCGGCGGCGCAGCGCCGCGCGCUGACGCUGCAGCCGUGCAGUGUGUGGGGCCCGACGUGCGACUCGAUCGACUGUGUGCGUGCGCUGGCGCACCUGCCGCGCGGCCUCGAGGUGAGCGACUGGCUCGUGUACGAGGACAUGGGCGCGUACACCAUCUGCGCCGCCAGCGGCUUCAACGGCCUGCAGCAGAGCCAGGUGCGCUACACCAUCGGCGCAGAGGGCAGAGACGCCGAUGCGGUGGCCGCGCUGCUGGGCGCGCCGCAGUACUGA